GUCAAGACGUGAUACUUUUGGGAGAAUGUAGGAAUUAUUUUUGAUUUUAACAUUUUUAAUCGUUGUUUUCCGAGAUUAUUUAAUUUGUUUAUGUGGAUAAGAGAGAAGGCCGUCUAACUGUCACAAGAUGGCAGCCACGGCGCAAGGGGAGAUGUCUGUGGCGGAGCUGAAGGCCGAGAUCGAGAGGCUCGGUCGCGAGCUGGACCAGGCCAGCAGCGAGAAGAUCCAGUCGGCGCAGCUGGGGCUGGUGCUGCUGGAGGAGAAGAGCGCGCUGCAGCAGCGCUGCGACGAGCUGGAGACGCUCUUCGAGAACACCCGGCACGAGCUCGAGAUCACACAAGAGGCUUUGAUGAAACUAGAUUCAACCCAGAAAGUGACGACACAGAGCGGCAUAGAGCAGGAAAAUGCACUCCUCAACGAGUCAGCUGCUAUGGAGAGUUCACUCACCCUUCAGAUCAUAGAGCUGGAAGGUGAAACUAAACAGCUACGCCACGAGCUUGAGCGCGUCGUGAGCGAGCGCGACCGCCUGCUCACAGAGAGCUCAGAGCUCGGCGUGGACAAGGCCUCGCGUGAAUCCGAGCGCGCGGCGCUUCGGGCGGAGCUACGCGAAGCGCGACAGAGGGAACAGAGACUCCUGCUAGACAUCGGGGACUUGGAAGACGAGAACAUAUCGCUACAGAAACAAGUGUCUGCGCUAAGAUCAUCGCAGGUGGAAUUCGAAGGGCUAAAGCAUGAGGUCCGUCAACUACGCGAAGAAGCAGAGAACCUUCGCGCGGCGGCCGAUGAGACCGCGGCGCUGCGCCGCAUCGCCGAGAGGCAACUUGGCGAGGCGCUCGAGGCAUUACAAGCAGAACGCGAGGCGAAGUUCGCCGCGAAGAAGGAGCUUGAUGCGCAUCUUAGCCGUGAAGCAGCUUAUAAUAUCACCAACCUGGCCUACAGCAUACGAGGCAUGGGCGAAGAAGGUGGUUCCGAAGAAGGGUCCCCCGGCGCGUCGAACUCGGAACUGGCCGCCGCCAUGGGCGAGCACCACGCCGACCUGUUCUCCGAGGUGCACCUGCACGAGGUGUCCCGCCUGGAGAAGCAGCUGGAGCAGGCGCACAACGAGAACAGCCAGCUGUCGGCGUCAGUACGCGCCGCACAAGCGACGGCGGAAAGCGAGAGCGCGUGCGCUUGUAUGCUGCGCUGCGGUCUACAGCGCGCCGCUUCUCGCGUCACCGCGCUCGCCGCUCUCCACAAGGAGACACAGCCAGACGACGAGAAGACGGAAGGCAGCGGCGGCGUGCCUCCCCGCGCGGCGGCCUGGCUGACGUGGUGGCGCGUGUCCGGCGGCGAGCUCACGGCGCUCGGCGCCACCCUCACUGAGCUACAGUCGGCUUCCGCCCCGCCUGAUGCCUCGCCCGCGGCACUGGCUAGAGCGUCGCUGGCUGAACUCAGUGACAGGGUGGCUGAGGCUGAAGUCGCUGCUGCAGCGUUGCAGGCGGAUUGCGACUUGCUCAGGACUUUGGCUGGAGGAGCUGGACGUGCGUUGUCAUCAGCCGCGCCGGCACUCACGUCGGCAGCCGAAGCUCUCGCACAGAUGUACCACCACGUGUGCGCCGUCAAUGGCACGCAGCCUGAACGUUUGUUGUUGGAACACGCCGCCACAGACGGUGCCGGCGGCGACGGGCGCGGCGCGGAGGUGGAGGACGCGGCGCUGGCGCUGGCGGCGGGCGAGCUGGAGGGGCUGCGCGCCGCGGGGGCUGUGGCGCGCGCCGCGGACACGCUGCUGGACCAGCUCACGCACCUGCGCGCCGCGCUCGACGCCGCGCUCGACUCGCGCCGCCACCACCACCGCGCGCCCGGAAUGGAAUCGGAAGAGCGCGCCGCCGAGCUGGCCGAACUCCAAGAGCAAGUGAUCAAGCUCAAGUCGCUCCUCUCGACCAAGCGCGAGCAGAUCGCCACCCUCCGCACCGUGCUCAAGUCCAACAAGAACACCGCGGAGGUGGCGCUGGCGAACUUGAAGAGCAAAUACGAGACCGAGAAGACUAUUGUCACGGAAACCAUGCUCAAGCUCAGGAACGAGCUGCGGCUGCUCAAGGAGGACGCUGCUACCUUCUCCAGUCUCCGCGCUAUGUUCGCGGCGCGUUGCGAGGAGUACGUGACGCAGGUGGACGAGCUGACGCAGGCGCUGGCCGGCGCCGAGGACGAGAAGAAGACCCUCAACCAGCUGCUGCGGCUCGCCGUGCAGCAGAAACUCGCGCUCACGCAGCGCCUCGAGGAGCUGGAGGUGGACCGCGAGAUGCGCACCCGGCGCGUGCCCAAGGCGGCGGGCCCGACGCGGACGCGCGGGCGGGAUUUCUAGCGGCUCGUGCUCGCGCUCAAGGCCGCCGCGCUCGCCCUGCGCGCGCUGCUCGCGCGCCCGCCGCACGCCGCGCCGGCCUCCGGGCUGCCCGCCUCCCUCUCCGCGCCCGACAUGCGCUGACCGGCGCCGAGUG
Messenger RNA from Leguminivora glycinivorella, 2474 nucleotides. It is a transcript of the gene BicD, whose product is annotated as protein bicaudal D. Gene Ontology annotation, biological process: protein localization to organelle; regulation of microtubule cytoskeleton organization; microtubule anchoring at microtubule organizing center. Lineage: Eukaryota; Metazoa; Arthropoda; Insecta; Lepidoptera; Tortricidae. Gene Ontology annotation, molecular function: cytoskeletal adaptor activity; dynactin binding; dynein complex binding. Gene Ontology annotation, cellular component: Golgi apparatus; cytosol. The record is from RefSeq and is a predicted model, not a curated record.